AUGUGCACUUCAUCACAGCACAACCUCGGGAGCUGUGGGGAAGUUCAGCAACAUGGCUUUCUAGAUGGAAAACUUUGGAUGUUCUGGGAGAGAUUUUUCCAGCUUCUGUGUACUGAUAGCUUGCCUGCCUGUGAUAGAAAACUGAACCCAGCAUUCCUUGCUGCUUUUCCAGGUCGUGCACUGCUGGUCCUCCUCUUGUCUGCAACAGUCUCCCUCCUCGGCGGGCUGAUAUUUGGCUAUGAGCUGGGGAUUAUCUCUGGUGCACUGCUGCAGCUGCAGAUAGACUUUCACCUCAGCUGCUUCAGGCAAGAAGUUCUCGUGAGCUCCCUCCUCAUCGGAGCCCUUCUCGCCUCUCUGGCUGGGGGGAUCCUCAUUGACCGCCACGGACGGAGGAGAGCCAUCCUGGUCAGCAACUUGGUGCUGUUGGUUGGCAGCCUUGUUCUGACACUGACAAGGUCAUUUGUUGGCCUGGUCCUUGGGCGUGUGACUGUGGGCUUUGCCAUCUCUAUCUCAUCCAUGGCCUGCUGCAUCUACGUCUCAGAAAUGGUGGCUGCUCAUCGGCGAGGGCUGCUGGUGUCUCUCUAUGAAGCAGGCAUCACUGUAGGAAUCCUGCUCUCCUAUGCACUGAAUUACAUCUUUGCAGAUAUGGAUGAGGGAUGGAGGUACAUGUUUGGGUUGGCCAUUGCCCCUACAGCCAUGCAGUUCCUCAGCAUCCUCUUUCUCCCAGUGAACCCAGUUAAAUUAAGCUCAUGGGACUCAGAUUGCCAAAAGGGCCUCAUUCAGUUGCAGGACUCUGAGGACAGAGCAACAGCAAAGCAGGAGCCCUAUAAGGAGAAGCAUUACUCAUUUCUUGACCUGUUCAGGACCAGAGACAACAUGAGAAGGAGGACUCUGGUGGGCCUGGGACUGGUACUCUUCCAGCAGUUCACUGGGCAGCCCAAUGUGCUGGGCUAUGCCUCCAAAAUCUUCCACUCAGUGGGGUUCCAGAGCAACUCCUCAGCAAUCCUGGCCUCUGUUGGGCUGGGGGCAAUAAAGGUGGUGGCCACACUCAUUGCAAUGGCCUUUGCAGACAGGGCUGGCAGGAGGGUGCUACUCAUGUCUGGCUGUGUGGUGAUGGCCAUCUCCGUCACCACCAUUGGCCUCAGCAGCCGCAUUGCUCCGCUGGCCAUGGCCAGGGACUGCAAGGCAGCCACGGACCCCAAUGCAUCCCACAGCCUCACCCAGCACCCCCUGACACCUGCAUCCUCCCAGCUUGCUGUAUCACCCAUCCUACCAGCAUUAGGUGCUGGCAAAGGUCAGGCGAGUCCUGGGUUUGCUGCCACGAGGAGCCUUACAAAAGGUUUUGCCAGUACUCAAAGUACAGAGGUGGUUCCUGGUUCUUCCCUCACUUGGAAAAGGGGCUUGGAAGAGACAGUGGGAAUCACAGGCCCUCCUCUCAGUGGUGCUCCCUGGGCAGAACAUAAGGUGUUAAACUGGAUUACACUGCUGAGCAUGAUGGCUUUUGUGAGUGCCUUCUCAGUUGGAUUUGGACCAAUGACCUGGCUGGUCCUCAGUGAGAUCUACCCUGCUGGGAUAAGAGGAAGAGCGUUUGCCUUCUGCAACAGCUUUAACUGGGCUGCCAAUUUACUGAUCAGCCUCUCCUUCCUGGACCUCAUUGAUGCCAUUGGUUUCUCUUGGAUGUUUCUUCUCUAUGGCCUGAUGGGAGCUGUGGCUGUCACCUUCAUUUACUGGUUUGUUCCGGAGACAAAAGGACAGUCCCUGGAGGAGAUAGACCAACACUUCUCCAGGAAACGGCUGUGGGAGGGAAAUGUGUUCCAGCAGAGACGUGGAAGAGGAGCAAGCUGCAUGCACACCCAGUACCAGAGAGUGGAGCACACCAGCAGCACGUGA
Indicator indicator is the source of this 1890-nucleotide messenger RNA. It is a transcript of the gene SLC2A10, whose product is annotated as solute carrier family 2 member 10. NCBI's taxonomy places the organism in Eukaryota, Metazoa, Chordata, Aves, Piciformes, Indicatoridae. Gene Ontology annotation, molecular function: transmembrane transporter activity. Gene Ontology annotation, biological process: transmembrane transport. The record is from RefSeq and is a predicted model, not a curated record. Gene Ontology annotation, cellular component: membrane.